This is a messenger RNA of Arabidopsis arenosa, 1457 nucleotides long. NCBI's taxonomy places the organism in Eukaryota, Viridiplantae, Streptophyta, Magnoliopsida, Brassicales, Brassicaceae. The record is from the annotation of a GenBank genome assembly.
ACACAAACUCUCCAAUUCGUCUUUUAGGGUUCCCACAAAUUAUUUUUCUCUCGCUCUCGUUCUCUCUCAGACAAAACAGCAAACAAUGGAGACUGCAACGAGUGCUAACCAACUACAACUGAUCUCAUCUUUCCUCGAUAUCACCGUUGGCCAAAGUGCAGAAAUCGCUCUUCAGUUCCUUAAGGCAACAAACUGGCACCUUGAAGAUGCCAUCAACCUCUUUCUCAUCGCUAGGAGAAACCCUAAUCCAGAACAAGUCCCUCUUCCUUUACCUUCGAUGAUGGAUACUCUCUACGAGUACUCCUCCAUGCGUCACAACACUUCGGUCGCCGUAUCUCCUGAAGAUAUCUGGGACUCGGCAUCUGAGGAGUCCGAAUCCGAUUCAAGGUUGUCUUCUUUGUACCGUCCUCCUCCAAGUCUGUUUUUCCAUGGUUCGUUUGAAGAUGCGAAAGCAAGUUCCUUUAGAGAGGAUCUAUGGUUGCUUGUCAACCUCCAGUCCACGACCGAGUUUGCUUCUCACUUACUUAACCGAGAUUUAUGGCCAAACGACGCUGUUUUUCAAGCCAUUAGGUCCAGCUUCAUCUUGUGGCAGGUCUAUGAUCAUACCAACGAAGGUCAGAAAAUAUCUACUUUUUACAAGAUCGACUCUGCUCCUCCUGUGAUUCUCCUCAUCGAUCCCAUCACUGGCCAGAAGAUGCGUAUGUGGAGCGGUAUGAUUGAAGCUCAGGGUUUUCUCGAGGAUUUGAUGAAGUACAUGGAUGCUGGUCCUCACGAACAUGUUGCUUCUCUGACAAGCAACAAACGUAUCAAAACAGAGAAGAUUUCCUUUCCAAGCAACAACGCUGAUGAUCAAGUAGACAUGUCGACUUUCUGGGGCGAUGAUAUUGAAGAAGAAAAGACUGUAGCCAAAGAUGAAAAGGAGGAGAAUCUCGUUGUGGCUCCUUCUUGGGGGCAAGAAUUUGAAGAUAUAAUGACUUUAUCCGAACAUGAGGAGGAAACUUGUUUGUCAAGCGACCUGUUUGAGUUCCCGGUUCUGACAGAAGAGCCAAAAGGAGACUGUGAUAGAAGCAUUGUGUGCAGUUUGUGCGUUCGAUUUCCAGAUGGGAGAAGAAAGCAGAGGAAGUUUCUCAAGAGCGAACCGAUUCAGCUUCUCUGGUCUUUCUGUUAUUCUCACAUGGAGGAAUCCGAGAAAAAGGCGUUCAAGCUUGUGCAGGCGAUUCCUGGUGCUUCCAAGACUCUGGAUUAUGGAGCUAACGUCACGUUUGAUCAUUCUGGGCUAGCUAAUUCGAUGAUUUCAGUUACUUGGGAGUGAAGUUUUCAACAUGUUGUUCCUUCUUAAUUAUAUCUUCUUGAAGCAAUUAUGAAGAAACCCUUAAAUUCUUGAAAAUAAUUUCUAGACUUUUGUUUCGUUUGUCGUCAAUUGGAAUAUUAAGUUUAAAUAUACAAUUCUUUCAACA